AUGAACAAACUUUUAAUAGUUUUUGGCUUGGUAAUUCUUUUUGUCACACCACUUUAUGCAAAACAGUCAAUUGAAGAGGAAGAAGAAGAGAUGAGUGACGAAGAGGAGGAAGAGAAGGAGGAAGAGGAAGAAGAGAAUGGAAAUGAAGAGAAAGAGGAUGAAGAUGAUGAUUAUUAUCAAGAUGAUAGUGAUGAGAAAGAGGAGGAUGAAGAGAAGGAGGAGGAUGAAGACGAGGAUGGUAGUGAAGAGAAAGAGGAUGAAGAUGAUGAUUAUCAAGAUGAUAGUGAUGAGAAAGAGGAGGAUGAAGACGAGGAUGAUAGUGAAGAGAAAGAGGAUGAAGAAGAAGAUAAGGAUGAUAGUGAAGAGAGAGAAGACGAAUAUACUGCCAAAGGGGAAUUCGUUGAAACAGACGGCAAGCAAAAACGAUGUGACUCUCACGUGGCUUGUUAUGAUCAACGUGAACCACAAGCGUGGUGCAUAUUAAAGAGGAAUCAGUCUUGGACAAACAAAGGUUGUUUCUGCGAUGAAAAGAGACAUUUAUGCGUUAUGGAACGGUUGAACGGCGGUAAAUUGGAAUAUGCGUUUUGCGCGCCUGCAAAGAAUUGGAAGUGUUCGUAUGAUUAA
Messenger RNA from Brugia pahangi, 624 nucleotides. The record is from the annotation of a GenBank genome assembly. Lineage: Eukaryota; Metazoa; Nematoda; Chromadorea; Rhabditida; Onchocercidae.